This is a messenger RNA of Symbiodinium sp. CCMP2592, 1260 nucleotides long. NCBI's taxonomy places the organism in Eukaryota, Dinophyceae, Suessiales, Symbiodiniaceae. The record is from the annotation of a GenBank genome assembly.
AUGCACAGCCUUGCUGUGUCCACACAACUCGGAAUGACUUCAGUGCUUCGCCGGCAAGGCAUGAAGAUUAAGGGCCUGGACCUGUCGCCAGACGCUGUGGAGGUCAUGAAAGCGAGAGGUAUCGAGUCUGAAGUGGGUUCAUUCUGGAACCUUCCUCCGUGCGCGACGUACGACACCAUGCUGAUGCUGAUGAACACCGCAGGGGCGGCUGGCACCUUCGAGCGCUUUCAGGCACUUCUCCGGCAGCUGCGGCACAACCUGGCACCAACAGGACAGCUUUUGCUUGACCUGUCGCCUCCUGACUGGCCCGCGGUCCAUCGAGCGACCAGGAGGACGCGUGACAGGCUUCCCGCGGGUAGCUUCCUUGCGGGGCGCUGGGUAUCGCUGAGCUGCUGGUUGAGCUUCGGUGAGAUGCAGGGGGCCACCUUCCCCAAGCUCUUCGCUGAGCCCGCAGCCGCCGUCGAAGCUGCAGAGGUGGAAGGCCUGGCCGUUGAGCAAGAGCGCGUCGCCAAAGACUGGCCGAGCGCAAGGCCAGGCCCCGAGGACAAUGCGCAUGUCAAAGCCGAAGUGAGAAGCCUGCAGGCCGCGAUGGCUCUGAAGCCGAUCGGUACCACCGGAGACAUUGUCAAGGCUCGGCCUGUCGGUUAUGAGUCGCAGGAUGACCUCGCCAAAGGGGAGGUGCCGGUGUGGUCAGGAGCCCUGAAGGAGGCGACCGCGGAGGAGCCAUUCUCGCAAGGAGGCGGGAAGCAGAAUCCUUCGAAGGAUGAGCUGAGGGUCGCCGAGCAGAUCAUUGAUGGGGUGCAGGGCCAGGAAACCUACGAGGAUGGAUCCUCCUAUGAGGGCCAGUUGGCAGACGGUAGGCGGCAUGGUCAUGGCACCUGGACCUCGGUGGCUGAGCAGUACUGCGGACAAUGGGUGCAUGAUCAGCGACACGGAAAGGGAAAGCAAACAUGGCAAGACGGCCGAGCAUACGAGGGAAACUUCAAGCAAGGCAAGUUCCACGGCAAGGGCCGCAUGGAGUGGCACACGCCGAAAGGUUUGAUGUUGUACGAUGGCGAAUACUUCGAAGACUUGAAGCACGGACACGGCAAAUACAUCUGGCCGGACGGUCGCAAGUACGAAGGCGGCUGGAAGGAGGGCUUGCGAUGUGGGCAGGCGACCUACACAAAUGCCCAGGGCCAGAGCCGAACAGGCAUUUGGAAGGAUGACAAGGUUGAGCGGUGGCUGGACGAUGCUCCACCUUCCGCUGUCCCUCACUAG